AUGGCGACCACGACACCCGAGAAGAAGCUGCAGUUAGAAGACACGACAGAAUGCAGAUCUUCAGCACAGUAUCCUACGAUCCAGAAAGCGGAGUUAUCCUCCAAAACACGUGAGUACCAUUACGAUCAUAGUAGCAUGUUCGACUCCGCUAGCUCACAAAAAGGAAUCCAAGGAACUCUACAGAUGAACUUUUUGGACGCUGCCUUACUUUCGAGGCUAGACAUGCCCAGUUUUUCCGGCAACCUUCUUGAUUUCCCCACGUUCUGGUCAAGGUAUAACGCUCUGGUCCAUUCAAAGAUAGAUCUUUCGGAUGCAACAAAGUUCUCUCUGUUGAAAAGUUGCCUGAGAGGGCAAGCGUUACAAUCCAUCGAAGGAAUCCCCGUAACCGACGAAGAUUAUCGUACGGCUGUCGACAUUCUUCAUCAAAUGUACAACAACCCCUCAGCCCUGCGCCACCUGAUUUACACGGAACUCGCAAAUCUUCCACAGUGUGAUCAGGAAGGGAAACGACUUCAAGAAAUUUAUCUGAAAAUGCUACGUCUUAUUAGGCAAUACACUUCCAUCACCCCAGGGUCGCCGGAAUACGGGCUCGGGGCACUACUAUAUAAUAAAUUGCCACGAUUCGUUCAGUCCAAGAUAUACGACAUAACAGGAGGACAGAUGAGCCUCACACCAAACCAACUAAUUGAUCUCCUCUCGGACGUGGUGAGAAAAGAAGUCACCUUAGGACAGGUCGGCAAUUCCAUCAACUCUUAUUGUGCAAAUAAUUACAACCUUCGAAAUUCAACAACGGGAGAUGCAGAACGGCUCAAGAAGCCUGUACCAUUCUCGAAUGUACGCCAGAAGUCUUGUCCCUUUUGCUUUGAAACUAAUCAUAAUGCAUUCCAAUGUCGCUAUUUCAAUACACCGGACGAAAGACGUGACCGCACUCACCAGAAUGAUCUGUGUUUCAAAUGUCUACGACCGGAUCACAGAACAAAAUUCUGUGACCGACCACCCUGCAAUAUCUGCAACUAUCACCAUCACCCCUCCCUGUGCUAUCAUUCAAAACCACCACAAAACAAAACCUUAUCAGAAAGGGAUACCAACAAAAUCAUCCAAAACAACUUUGCAUUUCCAAAGAAUCAAACCAACGAAUGGUCGAAAAGGACAAACGAUAUUCAAAGUAAUUCCAAUCGGUUUCUAGACGGCGGUAAACUCAAGCAAGCUCGUUCACCAGCUAAUCUAGUAAACUUUUCCGAGGAUGUGACAGAAAACAGCGCUAAAAAUGAAAGUGAAGAAGAUGGAGAACCAAAUCAAAAAAGUGGUCUGUGCUACACCGCAACCAGUUCAACGACAAUCGAAACAGAGAACAAUGAAGAGCAAAAGAACAACGACGAAGUUCUGCUAAUGUGCACUGAGAUCAUAUUAGUCAAUCCGGAUGACAGGAGCAAGAGAGCAAGAACUCUGGCCUUUCUGGACAGUGGUUCAACACAUUCAUACAUUACGACAGAUGUCGCAGAAAAUCUCAAACUAAACCAAGUCACGGAAAAGGAUAUUACACUUUACACAUUCGGAAACGAGGAGUCGAGAACAGUAUCAUCAAAGCAGUAUAACAUCUGCAUACUAUUACCAAACGACUCAUUGUACCCUAUGAAGGUACAAUCCCUUCCUAUCCUUACGAAACCUCUACCCCUUCCCUCCAGCCUCCCGUCUCUAUCAACUGAGCUUGCCCAACGUUUCUCGAUAUUCAGCCAGACACAGAGAGACAGGAAUUCUCAUAGGAAUGGAUCACUUUUGGCAGUUGGUCCUCUCCUCCGAUUUCCAUUCUUCAAAUCUGCCGAGUGGACAUUACCUAUUGCACACGAAAUUAGGGAAGAUUAUCUCUGGAAGGAAAAUACCGACUCGUGCUGUAAACAUGGCAGUGAAAAAUGA
Molecule: messenger RNA, 1914 nt
Organism: Ostertagia ostertagi
Lineage: Eukaryota; Metazoa; Nematoda; Chromadorea; Rhabditida; Trichostrongylidae
Source: the annotation of a GenBank genome assembly